Messenger RNA from Brassica napus (rape), 486 nucleotides. RefSeq lists its product as uncharacterized. The transcript has a single exon. Bases 1 to 486 code for a protein of 161 amino acids. NCBI's taxonomy places the organism in Eukaryota, Viridiplantae, Streptophyta, Magnoliopsida, Brassicales, Brassicaceae. The record is from RefSeq and is a predicted model, not a curated record.
AUGCCGCUAGGGACCACCCCCUAUCACCUGGUCUAUGGUAAGGCGUGUCACCUUCCUGUCGAACUCAAAUACAAGGCUGCAUGGGAAGUCAAGUUACUGAAUUUCGACAUCAAGCCAGCAACUGAGAGGCGCAUGAUCCAAAUCCAUGAGCUGGAAGAGAUAAGGCACCUCGUCUAUGAAAGCUCCAAAAUUUAUAAGGAAAAGACCAAGGCCUACCAUGACAAGCGAAUCAUUGCCAGACGUUUCAAACCCAACGAUAAGGUCUUGCUUUUCAAUUCAAGGCUGAGGUUGUUCCCAGGCAAGCUGAAGUCUAGAUGGUCCGGACCCUUCACUGUUAAGGAAGUUCGACCCUACGGAGUUGUUGUGUUACUGGACAGAAAAGGAGACGAGUUCGUAGUGAACGGGCAGCGCUUAAAGCAUUACCUUGCUGACUCCACUAUCGCAGAGGGCGAAGAAAUUCCCCUAAGCGAUCCCCCAUCAGCCUGA